UGCAGCUGACUGUUAUAGAGAGGAGGAGCUGCAGGAGAUCACUUCCGUGGGAACAAGCCAACUCCCACCCCCGCCAAAACCUGCUGGAGCUAUCAACUGUGAAAGCCAAGGGCAAAGACUAACUGCAUUCGGCCAGUGUAGAGGUCAAGGUGAAGUGUGACAGACGAAGAACGCAGGAAUAAUGCUGGCUGCAAAGUGUGGAGGAGUAACCCGCUGCCAGAACCUAAGGCUUUUUCAGAAAGUGUCUAAUCCACUUCAGACCUUAAGUAGAAGACGUCCCUAUGCUAGCAGUGUAGAGCAGGAAAAUAAAGCUGUGCUAGUCACAGGGUGUGAUUCCGGAUUUGGAUUUUCAUUGGCUAAGCACUUACACUCUAAAGGCUUCACGGUUUUUGCUGGAUGUCUAUUUAAGGAUAACGGAGAUGCUGGUGUAAAGGAACUUGAUAACGUGAAGAGUGACAGGUUAAAAACUGUGCAGCUGAAUGUUGUAAACCAAGAGGAAGUGGACAGGACUGUGGAGAUUAUACGAGAAAAUCUUAAGGAUCCUGAAAAAGGUUUAUGGGGUGUUAUUAAUAAUGCCGGCAUUUCAACUUUUGGCGAAGUUGAAUUCACAAGCAUGAACACCUACAAAGAGGUCGCAGAAGUUAACCUGUGGGGCACGGUUCGAGUAACUAAAGCUUGUCUUCCCCUCAUCCGCAGGGCAAAAGGCCGAGUUGUGAAUAUCAGCAGCAUGUUGGGUCGUAUGGCAAAUCCUGCCCGCUCUCCUUACUGCAUCACCAAGUUUGGUGUGGAGGCAUUUUCUGACUGUCUUCGCUAUGAAAUGCACCCAUUUGGUGUGAAGGUCAGUGUGGUGGAACCAGGGAACUUUAUUGCUGGCACAAGCCUUUAUAGCCCAGAAAAGAUCAAAGCAAUUGCAGAUAAAAUGUGGUCUGAGCUCCCAGAGAGCGUGAAAAAUGAUUAUGGAAGAAAAUAUUUUGAUGAGAAGAUUAGCAAAAUGAACAAUUAUUGCACCAGUGGAUCAACUGACACAUCACCUGUCAUUAACUCUGUCACUCAUGCCUUGACUGCAUCAACACCCUACACCCGAUACCACCCCAUGGAUUACUACUGGUGGCUCCGAAUGCAGAUCAUGACACAUUUCCCUGGUGCAAUUUCUGACAGGAUUUAUAUACACUAGAACCUGUUCCAUAUGUAGGCCUUAAUACAGUCAGGUUAUUGUUAUUUAUGCUACAAACCUUGUCUAGCUAACUAAUGCUAAAAAUCAGAUUCUUUAUGGCAUAUUACCCCCCCCCCCCCCCCACACACACACACACACACACACACACAUUGAAUUUCUAAGUAUUGUAUAAGGAAAAAUAAGAAUACUGAGAAGACGAAUAAAGAUACUGAUGCUCAUUUAUGAUAAACUGUCCUCCAUGUAAUAGACCAAAAAUAAAACUCCCUACCAAAUCAUCAUACAUCAUUCCUACCCCCCCCCCCACCAUAAGAUAUACUCUAACAAGAGGUCCUGCUUCUGUAAUCUUUUGCUGCCGACUAUGCCUCUUCUAUAUAUAAUCUAAUUGUGUUCAUUCUGUUUGGUUAAUUAUAUCAGUGAUUCUGAAUUGAUAGUGCCUUAUUUUUAACAGCAUUCAUAAGAUCUAGCACUUAGAGUUCAGCUAUGUGAGUGUUUUGUUCUUCUGUGUAAGUUAACCUUCCAGUAAUGCCAGGAAUUAACAUGACAUUGUUAUUAUCAGCUACAUGUUUCAGUCCUAUAUUGUCUGUUUCACGGGGGAAAAAUCUACCUCAAUUUUAACAAGGAUCUUCAAUUAAGUCUCUUCAGAUCUGUUUUUGUGAUACCUCUAAACUCGUAUUCUACAAAAAGCAUUUUAAGUUUAAUUAAAAUAAUUAAUUUUUGUUAUUGCAAAUUACCUCAUAAGGGCCAUGACCAGCUCUUGAUCUACAUUUGUCUACAACACAAAGAACCGCUCUUGUGCUUACAAUAAAACUUGAAACCUGUUA
Messenger RNA from Bombina bombina (fire-bellied toad), 1995 nucleotides. RefSeq names its product 3-hydroxybutyrate dehydrogenase 1 (gene BDH1). The record is from RefSeq and is a predicted model, not a curated record. The coding region runs from base 182 to 1174 and encodes 330 amino acids. Lineage: Eukaryota; Metazoa; Chordata; Amphibia; Anura; Bombinatoridae. The transcript is spliced from 7 exons. Gene Ontology annotation, molecular function: oxidoreductase activity.